UAGGGAGCGAGCUGCUCCCACCGACGAGAUGCCGCUUCGUUUCCGAAGAAGCCGUAGAGCCCAGUUCAAGCAUAUAGCCCAUGGUUUGGUCCCCGCAGCUACCUUAGCACCAAGACCUGCCGUUCCACGCACUCCUCCGCCACGUAGCCCUAAUCCUUCUCCUGAAAGACCUAGAUCUGCCCUUGCUGCUGCCAUUCUGGUAACAACGUUAACUGGAAGAACGGUGGCUAUUCCUCAGCCCCGACAGAGGUCCCGGUCUGAAAGUGACACAACUUACUUGGAACAAGAGAGUUUAAUUGAGCCGUAUGCGACUGUAACUGAACUCAGGUUUGGAGAAAACUGGGCGAGUGGUCAAAGCAGAGGAUCUUCUCUCCCAUCUCCUGAAACACCAGGCUUUGAUGAGGAUGAAGACGUUGAAACAUACCUCUCGGACGCUGAUGGGCAGCCUGUUGCUCCCAGCACACAGACCAAAGAUAAAAGCUUUACGAAUGAUCCUCUUUAUGCUGUUCCCCACAAAAAGAAGGAGAAAAUUGCAAUGUCUCCUGGGGUUGAAAGCAAGGAGAAUGAGAUUUCUUCUGAGGAAGAUGAGUUCCCAGGUUUACCAUCUCAACCUGAAAACACUGUAAUGAAAGCAGAAGACAUGCAUUCUGUUCUGAUUUUAAAGGAUGGAAAACUUCCAGAGGAAAAGUUACUCACUGACAAACCUCCACCAUCCCCAGAUGUUGCUGGUAGAAAGCGUCGAGAUCGGUUGCACAUAGCUAAGGAUAAAUUUCAAGAAUUAAAACAGGAAAAUAGGUUCCUGGCUAGUAUAAACCAGUCCCUGGCCCUUGAACUUGAAGAACUGAAACUGCAAAUGAAGGAACUACAAACACAAUUUAAGAAAAUAGAAAAAGAAAAUGGAAAUCUCAAAGAAACAGAAAUGAAUCCUCAGGAGGAAGGAGAGGUGGCUGAAUUGCUUUCCUUAAGACAACAAGGCCAGGAGCUGGUGGAUGAAAAUGAUAACUUGAAAACAAUGGUCCACCGUUUGAAUGUAGAACUGAGUCGCUAUCAAACUAAAUUCCGACCGUUGUCCGAAGAAGAGAUUGUGAAAAUUGAAGGCCUCCCAAUGGAAGGACCUACUCCACCCUGGUUGUUGGAUAUGAAGUAUUUGUCACCCUUACUACUAGCCUACGAAGACAGAAUGAAAGAAAAAGAUGAUCUAAAUGUUACGCUUGAGGAGGAAAUGAGGACAAUUAGGAUACAAGUUGAAGAGGUGAUUAAAGAGAAUGAAGAAUUGCACAAACAGUUGAUUAAACGGAGAUCUAUUACGAGCAAGGAAUGGCGGCAACUCCAAAGCCAAGCAGAGCUAGUUUUAGAAGAAAAUGGGGUGUUGUUGAAGCAACUUGAAAUUCAGCAAGCCAAAGUGAAAGAGAUUCAACCAGAACAUGAUCAAAAAGUUUCUGAACUGACCAAACAGCUAGUACUUUUGGAAGCUAAACAACAAAGACAAGAAAAGGAGCUAACUGAAAAUCAAGAACAGUUGGAAAUGUUACAGAACAAAUGUCAAGAGCUGAAAGCUCACUUGGAUAGCAGAAUAGCACCGGAUGUUCAUACUAAAACUGUGAAUGAAUUAAAAAGCCAGUUGCACAAGGAGGAAGAAAAACGAAAUAGUGAGAUGGAAGAUCUGAUGGGAAGGAUAACCUCACUACAAGCACACAUAAAAAGUCUCCUUUUAGAGAAAAAUAACUUGGUGGCUGAAAAUAAGGUCCUAGAAGCUGAGUUGGAAAUGGCACAGAAAACUAAUAGGAGAUCUCAGAAGAAAAUAAGCCAUCUGAAACAGCAGGUGGAGAAAGCAAUGGAGAAGGAAGUAGUGGCUCAUCAAUAUCUAGCAAACCUUAUUGGCCUGGCAGAGAGUAUAACACAGGAACGAGACCAUCUCGUACAGUUGUCUAAAUGCUUAGAGAGUGAGAAGCUGGGAGUUAUCAAUAAAAUCAUGGAAGGCAACAUUCGCUUAGGAAAAUUGGAAGAGAAGGUCAAGGUGUAUAAAAGGAAAGCAGCUGUAAAGCUCGGAAACAUCAAUCUCCGACUGACCGAGCAAGAGGAGGACUUUGCUGGGAAGACCGCUCAGUACCAGCGUGAAAUGAAGCAUCUCCAGUGGCUGCUGCAAGACAAGCAGCAAACCCUUGAUGAAGUGCUGCAGCAGAAAAGGGAAAUAGAAGGUGAACUUGAAGUAGUUUGGGAAUCUACCUCCAAAGAAAACAGAAGAAUGAAAGAACUCCUGCAUGCAUCCUUGGAGAAGACCGACAUGUGGAAGACGGUGAAAGUAUAUGAAUCGUGCCUAGAUGAAAUCCCUUCCAGAGACUUCAUUUUUGGACACGACGUUAGCUAUUGUGAUACAAAAUCGUCUCCAAAUAACCGUCAAAGUCAGAAAGAGCCUUUGAAUUAGAAACAGCAGGAUUACCAUAUGUGGCACUCUGCCUUAGAGAAGAACAAAAUAUUCCAGUGAAGCCAAAGCGAAAUCCCUCUGGUCAGUUUGAUUUGGUUUGCCAGUAACUAUUGAAAAGGAAACUGCAAUCGUGGCAUACCUAGAUUUUGACCACCCCACAAGACGUACAGCUCCACUAUUUGCUGACUUAUUGCAACGUAUGUAAACUCCAUCCCCCCCAGUAAAGCCCAAACACAGCAGGCAAGUCAAUUCCUCCUCCAUCCCAUCCUUCCUUCACCCUACUUUCCUCCCACCCUCCUCUGUACCUAAGUGGCUUUCCAGCAGCUCCCCUCCUUCCAUUACACCAGCCCCACCUCCUCUGGUAUUUUCUUUCUUUUCUCAAACUAACAAUAGUGGCCGGUGGCCACUGCUCCAAGCGGCUCCCUACCCACUUUCUGUUCUUAGCCCGGCUCUCUGCCCCAACCAAAACUCUGGGAACAGGUCAAGGGAUGAACUGGAGCAAGACAGAGGGUCGGAGAUUGGACGAUAUAUCUUCAAACCACUGUCGCCCCUGCCCCUGUUCCCACAGCAUUGGCUGGGGUGGGGAAAUGGAACUGCCAGGAGGAAGAGGAAGGAGGGUGGCAAUGAUGGCUAUGCUCACAGCAGCAGCUGUCACUACUUAAAUUUUUUUUUUUUAAGCCUGGAGCAGUAGGAGAGGUGGGAGAACUAGAGUGGGUAGGAUCUGAGUUGGGGGUACAGAAAAAGGACAGCAAAAAAUCACUGGGACAGGAAGGGGGAGGAAAGAGUCGGGGAAAGGUUUCACAUCAAGCCUGGUUCUGGAACCAAACUUAAUAAAUUGCCUGUACAUCUGUGGCCAUGAUGGCCACGUAAGUCUAUGGGCUAGUGUACCUCACAAUAUAAACAUUAAUGAUGCAUCCAUGUUUCCAAGGAAUGGAACCCUGUGUAUUGUGGGAUCAUCUAUAUUUUAUAAGGCACAGAAGCAGUUUUCUCCUCAAGACUGCCAUUUUCUUUACCUUAUAAAAUCAGUCAAAUUAUUGAGCUUGGAAGGUGA
Molecule: messenger RNA, 3476 nt
Organism: Tachyglossus aculeatus (Australian echidna)
Lineage: Eukaryota; Metazoa; Chordata; Mammalia; Monotremata; Tachyglossidae
Gene: CEP89
Product: centrosomal protein 89
Exons: 19
Coding region: 29-2425 (798 amino acids)
Biological process (GO): chemical synaptic transmission; mitochondrion organization; cilium assembly
Cellular component (GO): centriole; ciliary transition fiber
Source: RefSeq, a predicted model, not a curated record